CUUGAAAUGGAGGCUACAGGAGACGAUUCCAAUCACGAAAGGCUGACAUUUCUGGCUUUAUCUUGCCUAAAAUUUCGGCCCAGAAUAAUUUUGCCUAAAUACUAACCCUAGAUCGUCGAUGUAUAUAUGAAAUUUUCUUCAGUGAGCUAAGCUCCCGCAGCCACUGUAUAUUUUUUCUUCAUCCUCUUCCGUCUUUCCGGACUUAUGAUUCAUCCCUCCUGCUCCGACUUCGUGCCCUCCUUCCUCUAAGAUCCCAUCCACUAAAUCCCCUCUCCCAUAUCAUCUCCUGUCCCAUCUAUCCUCACAACCGCUUCAUCGCUUCGAUGUACCCUCACCAUCACGCCGUCGUUCCGAUCUGCCUUUACUGUCGCUCCAUCGGUCCGAUCUGUCCUCAAUGACUUAAUUAAGAAUCUGAUUGAUGAUCGUCGAUCCGGUUUAUCCUCUAUGUCGAAGCGGGCUGUGUGCACCUAUGAGGUGUCCAAAGGGAGAGGAGGAAGAAGAAACCAAAGGGAGAAGCAAGAAAGGAAGGAAGAAGGGAUCAAUAAAGAAAAAGAAGAUAGUGGAGAUAGCCAACCGUGAUAAAGUAAAAGUUGGAGGGGGUGAAGAGAAUGAACACUCAUUCCAACACGUGCGCUCGGAACUUCCGAGAGAGAUUUUGGAAAUAAUCAUCGGUCACUUGAACUUGAUGGAUAACAUCCGCGCUUCUGCUGUUUGCAAGACAUGGAAUUCUGUUGCCCGCUUUGUCAGAGUUUCCAACAAACCUCCUUGGCUUAUGUUCCUCCCAAAGUUUGGUGACUUGGUAGAUUUCUAUGACCCUUCAUUGCGCAAGACCUACUCUGUUGAGUUACCUGAGUUGCGUUCCUCCAGGCUUUGUUACACCAAGGAUGGAUGGUUGCUACUCUACAAGCCUAGAACCCAACGCGUUCUUUUCUUCAAUCCCUACUCUCGACAAUUAAUCAAUUUGCCCAAACUAGAAUUGACGUACCAAAUUGUUGCGUUCUCUGCUGCUCCUACUUCUCCCAAGUGCAUUGUGUUUACUGUUAAGCAUAUCAGCCCGACUUUGGUUGCCAUUAGCACUUGUUUCCCUGGAGCAACUGAGUGGACAACAGAGCAUUACCAGAAUCGCUUACCAUUUGUGAGCAGUAUAUGGAAUAAAUUGGUUUUCUGCAAUGGAUUGUUCUAUUGUCUGAGUCUGACAGGAUGGUUGGGGGUUUAUAAUCCAGAGCAGCAUUCGUGGGUUGUUCGAGUUGUUCCUCCACCUAGAUGCCCGGAGAAUUUCUUUGUCAAGAACUGGUGGAAGGGGAAAUUUAUGGCAGAACAUAAUGGAGACAUUUAUGUCAUAUAUACUUGCUCUAGUGCCAACCCAGUGAUAUACAAGUUAGACCAAGCUAAUAGAGUCUGGGUGGGGGUGCAAACGCUGAGUGGGUUGACACUGUUUGCAAGUUUCUUGUCAUCCCAAGCAAGGACAGAUGUCCUUGGGUUGAUGCGGAAUAGCAUUUACUUCUCUAAAGUUCGUUUCUAUGGCCGGCGGUGCAUAUCCUACUCAUUGGACCACGACAGAUACUACCCCCGAAAACAGUGUUAUGAUUGGGGGGAACAAGAUCCAUUUGAAAGCAUUUGGAUUGAACCACCAGAGGACCUUUCAGCCUUUGUUUAGAUGACUUGUGGUCCCAGGUAAUACUACUGGUGAUAGCUACAUUCUGCAAUUUUCAUGUUAAUUUAAUCAAUGUACAUUAUUUUUAUUUAUGUUUUCAAAUGUUUUUCUGCAUCUGAUAGUCAUUUGUAUGUCUUAGCAUGUUUCUUGUAAUUGCAGAGCAGCUUGUGUAAUACAAAUUAUAAUCAUUAUUUAUACAAUGCUAUAUUUGUAAGUUCUAUUCUCAUGAGCCCAACGCUAAUUCCCAUUUUAGUUCUGUUAGGACUGAUUUUCAAUAUGAAUCAAGUAACAAGCCUGUUUUAUUUAGCGUUUUAUUUCGAUUAUUAGUUUGAUAUUUGCUUUGUUUAUUUACGAUUGGUCAACCCCCAAUCGUAAGUACUUUCAAAUCUUUUUUAGCAACUUGUUUAUUUUUGUGUUAUAGGUGUACAUGUAACUACUCCCAUGUAAAUCGUAAGUAGUCAUGUUUUAUUAUGUUAUACUCUCUCCGUCCCAAUUUGAUGGUCUCAUUUCUUUUGGACACAAAUUUUAAUAAAGUGAUUGAAAAGGUUAAAGUUGUGGUUGAGAUUUGAGUAGAAAAAAAUGAAAUGAUGUGAACCACAUCUUUCUUUCCAAAAAGGGAAACAAGACCAUCAUUUUGGGACAUCCCAAAAAGGAAAUACGGGACCAUCAUUUUGGGGUGGAGGGAAUAAUAAUUUUCUCUAUUUCUGUGUGUGUAGCUGUUAGAUUUCACGAGAUAUCACAUUUAUCUCUAGUUGGAUCUGUUGGUUGAAUUGAAUGUAUCAUAUUUAUGUUUGCAAUUCACCUUUGAUCAAAUUAGUCUUUUUCUAAAACAAAAUAGUUUUUUCCAACAUUAGCUUUGUAUUCAACUCUUCAAUUAAUAUUGUGGAUGGUGUACUUCAAAUUAAUGGAGUGCUCAAUAUGUUGCAUAUAUUACUUAUUAUCAAAUAAAAUCCUUUAUAUUGAAAUUUACUAUCUAUGCAGGUAUAUAUAUUUAUGCGAUUCUUGAAACCUAUGAAGGUCCAUAAAAUCUAUGUGCCUUCAUCAACAAUCUAGGACUCAAGAGGUCCUGCAGUCAAAAGUAAACAAAAAAAGAGACUGUUGAACAACUUCGUGUUAGUCUUGUAUUAUUUUCAAGAUGAAUGCUCUUGUUAUCCAUAAAUCUGAUCCCAACUUGUUUAUAUGUCAUCCCAUCCUUUAAAAUUUGUACUUUUUCGAUCAUAUUUAUGUUUAGUCACAAUAAUUUUACAAGUGAUGUCUCACCUUAACACAUUGUCCAAUUUUGCGUUUUUUGCUUUUCAGUUAAAUUUUAGAUUUCUAACUGGAGAAUAAGAUUGAAUAUAUGAAUACACCCUUCAACUUUAUGUGAACCCUUCAAGUCU
This is a messenger RNA of Cuscuta epithymum, 3033 nucleotides long. NCBI's taxonomy places the organism in Eukaryota, Viridiplantae, Streptophyta, Magnoliopsida, Solanales, Convolvulaceae. The record is from the annotation of a GenBank genome assembly.